This is a messenger RNA of Mauremys mutica (yellowpond turtle), 2654 nucleotides long. It is a transcript of the gene SEPTIN8, whose product is annotated as septin 8. NCBI's taxonomy places the organism in Eukaryota, Metazoa, Chordata, Testudines, Geoemydidae. The record is from RefSeq and is a predicted model, not a curated record. Gene Ontology annotation, biological process: cytoskeleton-dependent cytokinesis. Bases 290 to 1573 code for a protein of 427 amino acids. The transcript is spliced from 10 exons. Gene Ontology annotation, molecular function: GTP binding; molecular adaptor activity; GTPase activity. Gene Ontology annotation, cellular component: cell division site; microtubule cytoskeleton; septin complex.
CGACCACAGCCCGGGUGCCCCCCCGGCCCCUUUUGCAGCGGCGCUCGGGCUGAAGGGGCGCGGGGGAGGGUGUCUUUGCGGCGGCCCUGAGCCCCGCUCCCUGGCUGGCUCCCCCCCAGGCUGGGGGGGCUGAGGGCGGCUCCGCUUGGCCUCUCCAGCCCGCAAAGGGGAGUUUCCAGGAAGUGGCCAUAUUGGAUUCAUUCAGCCGCAUCGAUCCGGGGAGAAGAGCGGGGCUCCGGCAAGGCAGUUUCCCGGCCAGAGACCCGCCGCAGGACCCCCCGCUCCAGCCAUGGCUGCCACGGACCUGGAGCGCUUCUGCAAUGAAGAGAAGCGGAAUCUUUCCCUGGGGGGCCAUGUUGGAUUUGAUAGUCUCCCAGAUCAGCUUGUCAGCAAAUCUGUAACACAAGGAUUCAGCUUCAACAUCCUCUGUGUGGGUGAAACAGGCAUCGGGAAAUCCACACUAAUGAACACACUUUUCAAUACCACCUUUGAGACGGAGGAGGCCAGUCACUAUGAGAAUGCAGUUCGUUUACGACCGCGUACCUAUGACCUGCAGGAGAGCAACGUGCACCUGAAACUGACAAUCGUGGAUGCAGUGGGGUUUGGAGACCAGAUAAAUAAAGAUGAAAGUUACAGGCCAGUAGUUGAUUACAUUGACACGCAGUUUGAAAACUACUUGCAAGAAGAGCUGAAAAUCCGUCGUUCUCUUUUUAAUUAUCAUGACACAAGAAUCCACGUCUGCCUUUACUUCAUCACUCCAACUGGGCACUCACUCAAAUCCUUAGAUCUGGUAACGAUGAAGAAGCUGGAUAGCAAGGUGAAUAUUAUCCCCAUCAUCGCCAAAGCAGACACCAUUUCCAAGAGCGAGCUGCACAAGUUUAAGAUAAAAAUAAUGAGCGAGCUGGUCAGUAACGGAGUGCAGAUCUAUCAGUUCCCCACGGAUGACGAAACUGUCGCAGAGAUCAACUCCGUAAUGAAUGCUCAUCUGCCCUUUGCCGUUGUUGGCAGCACAGAGGAGGUGAAAGUUGGAAACAAGCUGGUGAGAGCUCGGCAGUACCCAUGGGGGGUGGUGCAAGUCGAGAAUGAAAGCCAUUGUGACUUUGUGAAACUGCGAGAAAUGCUGAUUCGAGUCAACAUGGAAGAUCUUCGGGAACAGACUCACACCCGCCACUAUGAGCUGUACAGACGGUGCAAGCUGGAGGAGAUGGGGUUCAAGGACACAGAUCCUGACAGCCAGCCAUUCAGCCUUCAAGAAACCUAUGAGACCAAAAGAAAAGAGUUCCUUGGUGAACUGCAGAAGAAAGAGGAAGAAAUGAGGCAAAUGUUUGUGAACAAAGUCAAGGAGACUGAAUCAGAACUGAAAGAGAAGGAAAGAGAGCUACACGAAAAGUUUGAGCAUUUAAAGAGGAUACAUCAGGAAGAGAAGAGGAAGGUGGAGGAGAAGAGGAGGGAGCUGGAGGAGGAGAUGAAUGCCUUCAACAGGCGGAAACUAGCAGUUGAAACCCUGCAGUCUCAGUCCUUGCAAGCUACUUCGCAGCAGCCACUGAAGAAGGAUAAAGACAAGAAAAAUUAAUCGCACACAGGCCAAGAGUGGACUUUGUACUUUCAUGUGUUAAGUUGCUUGACUUUCCUACCUUGUGUUACUUCUGUCAUAACAUUGUGUGAGUGGACCAAAGUGAAAGAGAAAAUGAGCCUCUUCAGUGUUUACAGUGUAACAAUUUAUUGUUAUCUGUACAGGACUUAUGAAUAGUUUUUUAAGGAAGUAAAGGUCAUACUGUGUAAAUUUUCUGACACAAAGUCAACUAAUCCUGAAAAUGAGCAGGCUUGUUUUGUUUCAGACCUGAUGGGCAAACAUCCACUUGUAAAGUGACCAUAAUUGUUUUAUCAGAAUUAAUGUUACUAAUUGAUAGUUACUUUACAGAUUACAUUAAUUUGUAAUGCUUAAUGGGACUCCUGAUUUGAUUUUUUUUCUACAGUUGUUAUAAGUAGUGUGAAGAACACACUUUUAUUUUUCUAAGAAAAGUCACAACUUGAAUAAGUUUAGAAUUGAAAAAAACACUUUGAAUUUCCUAACAGGGCCUGAGUGCUCUAGGCUGAGUAACCUACUCUCAGGUCAUUUAAAAAAAAAAACACCCUAAGUUCUCUAAACACUUUGUGCCGUGCAUAAUAUAAAGAGAGUGGCAAUACAAGUCCUACGACAACGUUUUGAUUUUUCUUUACUGCUAACAUGGAACAUUUAAAUAGGAAGAUUUUCCUUUCCUUAGGGUUUGUUAUAUUAUGUGGAACGAUGGAAUUUUUGUAACUCCACUUGUAACUUAACCAGUGUGUUUUGCUGUCAAGAUGUUUGAUCAUUCAUCUUGAACUUUUAAAUUGUUUCCAGUGUAAAAAAUGUACCCAUAAACAGAUGUGUAAUGAAUACAAGUAGCCUGAUCCUAAGCAGGGCUACGGACCCCCAAGCCCCAUUAGUCCCCUCCUCUCACAAUUUUUUCUCUUUAACACUGUUUUGACAGUUGGAAACCAUUGUUUAGCCCACAGGGCUGUACAGGGAACAAUACUAUUUCAGGCAGUGGCCAGUGGCCCCACCCUUUGCAUGAUGUAGGCAAGGCAAUUGGUGAAUAUGGGUGUGUUAGGUAGAUUGUACCUUUUUCAUUUAG